AGACACACACACACACUCGAUAGGAUGGUGGAAUCGAUAGCGACGAGAGGCAACCAAAAGAGACCGGCAGCCACCGACGCAUAGAAGAAAGUACUCCGUCAACCCCCUCUGUCAACGGGCUUCCCCUCUCCGCCCUCCCUCCUCCCCCUUCCGCUCUCCUUCCUCCAAAGAUCCCACUUUCCCCUUCCCGGAUUUCCCUUAACUUCGCUCGUCGUCGGAGGGACAGGAGGCGGAGGAGGCAGAAGAGCACCGCGAGGAGGAGGAUCCUAAGGGAGGGUCCUUGGCAUGGAUUGCGGGUCGGCAGCCGCCGGUGAGGGGCACAUCAAGGGCGUCCCGACGCACGGUGGCCGCUACGUGCAGUACAACGUGUACGGCAACCUCUUCGAGGUCACCGCCAAGUACGUCCCCCCGCUCCGCCCCAUCGGCCGCGGCGCCUACGGCAUCGUCUGUGCUGCAGUGAAUUCUCAGACUCGUGAAGAGAUUGCAAUAAAGAAGAUUGGCAAUGCAUUUGAUAACAGAAUUGAUGCCAAAAGAACCUUACGAGAAAUAAAGCUUCUUCGUCACAUGGAUCAUGAAAAUGUUAUUGCAAUUAAGGACAUCAUUCGCCCUCCAAACAGGGAAAAUUUCAAUGAUGUCUACAUUGUUUAUGAGCUAAUGGAUACUGAUCUUCAUCAGAUAAUUCGCUCCAAGCAAGCAUUGACCGAUGACCAUUGCCAGUUUUUUCUUUAUCAAUUACUUCGAGGGUUGAAAUAUGUGCACUCAGCAAGCGUCCUGCACCGUGAUCUUAAGCCUAGCAAUUUGCUCUUGAAUGCAAAUUGUGACCUUAAGAUUGGAGAUUUUGGAUUGGCAAGAACAACAUCUGAGGCAGAUUUCAUGACUGAAUAUGUUGUCACUCGUUGGUACCGAGCACCUGAACUGCUCCUUAACUGUUCAGAGUACACUGCUGCUAUUGACAUCUGGUCAGUGGGUUGCAUACUUGGUGAGAUUGUGACCAGAGAACCUUUAUUUCCUGGAAAGGACUAUGUCCAUCAGUUAAGGCUGAUAACCGAGCUAAUAGGCUCACCUGAUGACUCAAGCCUUGGAUUUCUCAGAAGUGACAAUGCCCGUAGAUAUGUGAGAUCACUUCCUCAAUACCCAAGGCAAAAUUUUUGUGCUAGGUUUCCCACCAUGUCAAAUGGAGCAAUUGAUUUACUGGAAAAAAUGCUUGUAUUUGAUCCAAGCAAGAGAAUCACAGUUGACCAAGCUCUGCACCAUCCAUUCUUGGCGUCUCUCCACGACAUUAAUGAUGAGCCCUUUUGCCCAACUCCAUUCAACUUUGAUUUUGAACAUCCAUCAUAUACUGAAGAAGAUAUUAAAGAACUUAUCUGGAGAGAAUCACUGAAGUUCAACCCAGAUCCAGUAUACUAGGUUUUUCUGUUUGAUGCUUGCUGUUGGCAUUUGUAAUUAUGAUUACUCUUUGAAUUGAAGCCACCUAAAGCCAGUGAAAGCUAAUCAUUGGUCAUCUCAUCGGAUUCAUUCACAAAUCUGUGACGUGAAGUCAAGACGAGGCUUGAGGAAAUAAGGUAAAACUCAGAUCCUCAGGAUCUAAAACAGUGCUUUAAAUGCCGAAUCUGUAAUUUACUAUUUGAGAAGUUUGUGCUCUUUGCAUAGGAUGUUAUUGCAGGUGUCAUGUUCCUUUAUCAACUGCUUCUUAGAAGUCGUUAUUAGGGCAAUCUAAUCACCUUGAGUCUUUUUUGACAAUGUGAUUAUUAUGUUGAAAUAUCAGUAGGAAACUAUAUAUAUGGCUUGUCUGUCUUUA
Musa acuminata AAA Group (dessert banana) is the source of this 1798-nucleotide messenger RNA. Its product is annotated as mitogen-activated protein kinase 2. Gene Ontology annotation, molecular function: ATP binding; MAP kinase activity. Gene Ontology annotation, cellular component: nucleus; cytoplasm. Gene Ontology annotation, biological process: protein phosphorylation; intracellular signal transduction. Lineage: Eukaryota; Viridiplantae; Streptophyta; Magnoliopsida; Zingiberales; Musaceae. The coding region runs from base 286 to 1407 and encodes 373 amino acids. The record is from RefSeq and is a predicted model, not a curated record. The transcript has 6 exons.